ACGGGGCUCGUUUCGGAGGGCACACGGGCUGGGAGAGGCUGGCAGGGCUGCGGCUCCAUCAGCCACAGCCGCUCCUGCGGCAGCCUCCACCUCCUUCCCUGCCUCCCUCCGUUCGUCCCUCCUCCGCCUCCACCUCCGCCGGCACAGCGCCGGCUCUGCCCUUUCCACGCCCGGGGCUCGGAGAGGCGGAGGGAAGGGAUGGCGGGGGUCUCUCUGAUGGGGAGCGCUCUCCGGCUCUCCGGGGCGCUGUGCCUCGCCGCCUGCCUGCACCUGGCGCUCGGGAGGGACGCCGCAGCACAGUGGACCCUGGAGAAGUAUUCUCACCAACCAAGAAUUUUAGGUUCUGAUGCUAUUCAAAAAGUUGUGGCAAACACAGAUAUUUCUGAAAUGUGGCAGAACGAUUUGCGCCCUAUCCUGAUAGAAAGAUACCCAGGAUCACCGGGAAAUUAUUUCGUACGACAGCAUAUUAAGCACCGUCUUCAAACAUUAAAGGCUGGCUGGGAAAUUGAAGAAGAUACAUUUCAGAGAUACACACCAUAUGGAUACCAAACCUUUUCAAAUAUUAUCAGCACUCUUGACCCCUCUGCAAAACGCCAUCUAGUACUUGCUUGCCACUACGACUCAAAAUUCUUUGGACAACAAUGGCAGGAGAGAGUGUUUGUAGGAGCAACUGAUUCAGCCGUGCCUUGUGCUAUGAUACUGGAGCUAGCACGUGCCCUGGAUAACAAGCUUCAGUUAAUCAAGACCAGCUCAGCUUCAAGACCAGACCUUUCACUUCAGCUCAUUUUUUUUGAUGGUGAAGAAGCCUUCGUCCGGUGGUCCCCUUCUGAUUCCCUCUAUGGAUCGAAACACUUGGCUCAAAAAAUGGUUUCUACUCCACAUCCACCUGGUUCAACCACAAAUCAGCUGCAGGGCAUAGACCUGCUUGUACUACUGGAUUUAAUUGGUGCACCAAACCCAGUCUUUCCCAAUUAUUUUCCAAACACUACUCGAUGGUUUCAGAGGCUUCAAGCAAUUGAGCAAAAGCUACACAACAUGAAUCUGUUGAAGAAUCACCCUGUUAAAGGACAGUAUUUCCACAGUACUUUACAUCGAGGCUUGGUUGAAGAUGACCACAUUCCAUUUUUAUUAAGAGGGGUUCCAGUCCUACAUCUGAUUCCAUCCCCUUUUCCUGCAGUAUGGCAUACCAUGGAGGACACAGAAGAAAACCUUGACAAAACCACUAUCGACAAUCUCAACAAAAUCCUGCAGGUGUUUGUACUGGAAUAUCUCAACCUGUGAUACACAAAACGUCAACAAAUUGUACUCCAUUUUAAAUACUGUUUGCCCACCUUCACAUUUGCUAUUUAAUUGAACUGGAGAGCAGUAAAGCAAAGAAAAAUAAGAUAGCUCUUGCUAGACUGACUAUUGAUUCAACUGUUCCUGGCCCAAUGUUCCAUGUAGCCAAAUAAGAGAGUAUUAAAUAAGAACUAGUUCAGCCUGGAAAGCAUUUGAUCUUUCCAUGUCUUACCUCUGAAUAAAAAAACUCGAGUUUUUCCAGAUUGUUAUCACUGGUUUUUGUCACAUGAUCUCAGGAAGGAACGCCUGCCAACUUAAGUGUCGGAUACAGUUUUUACAAGGUGUGACCAACUUUUGCAGUGUUCAGCAAUGGAAAUGUGUGUCAUGUUAUCAAAAGAAACACUAGAAGAUCACACUAAAACAGACUUCUAUUUUGAGUUGAACUAAACCACCUCAUCCUGGAAUGGGAUGUGAUUUUUAAUCCUCUCUGCUCCCUCUCCUCCUUCCCCUACAAAGAGGGCUGCAAGAGCUCUGCAGACAGCAGGCCACCAGGAAACAGCAAUACCCAAACUGUUUGUUGGAUACUUUUUGACUGAGAAUGGUGGUGAGGAGUGAUGGUAACAGGAAGGUGUGGGGAGAGUUCCAUUGUGCUUUGACUGCAACACAGGAAAUAUAAAGAGAUCAGGUGGUGUGUGGGAGCAAUGCCCCAGCACACACCAUUCGAUCACGUGAGAAUCAUUCCCAAUUUGACCCCAAAAAACCCCCAAACCCCACCCACCUGCUGUUUUUAAUACAAACCACAACAGAAAUAAUCAUACUAGGCAAGUGAUCACUUUAGAAAUAAUCAUUUUAUCUAAAUACCAUUUUAAAGGCAAAGUGCUAUCAAAAAUAAAAUGACCUAAAAGCAAAAGGGCUGUUUAGGCAACAAAAAGAUACUCACCCAAUUUAACAAGCCUGUGUUUUUACAUCCCUUACUGGAAUUAUUCAAUAAAUUUAGUGUAACACUGGCAAAAAGAAAGUCUGGAAUGAAAUCAAUGAAAGCCAGAAGAACAGUAUUCAAAAGUUACUCACAGAAUUAUGGUUUCCACUGGUGAGAAAAAGAUGAGAACAUUUGAAGAAAAAAAUAAAAUUAUCAAGCUGGUGGAAGACGAACUGAGAGAAAACAAGUCAGUAUUUUACUCCUCUGAACUUCUUCCCUUACAAAGUUCUAUCCUGAGCAAAGCGACUUAAAAAGGAGAUAAGCCAUGGGGACUUAUGUCAGAAUGUCAGAUUUGGCCUGUAUUUUAUCAUUUUCCUAAAGCAAACAUUUCUGAGCCUAAGACAAUAUUUACAUCCAUAUUUUAAAGUGGUAACAGAAAUACACAUUUACAGCAAUGAAAAUUUGUAAAAUUUUAGUAUUACAGGACAGCCUGAAAAUAAAAUUCCAUCUGAUUUUGGUUGCUAAAGAUGAAACAAAUGCAUUUUAUGUAUACCCAUCACUUUAACAUUUGUGAGAAAUGUUUGUUUUGCAUGCAAGUUCUGAAACAGAAUACAAUGAAAAUUCUCAAAAGCUGGACAGGUGUGUUUAUUUUCAGGUAUUACUGUACAUCUGUAUGAGUAUAUCAAAGCUAUUUGAACUCUUUGCAAUCAUAGCCUCCUCUACUGCAGCCCAUGAGAAAAUAGCCUAAAAAGGGAAAUUAAAUCUUCUGAAGUUUGAAUACUCUGCACGGUAUAAGGCACCCUCUGCACCCUCCUACAUGGUGAGAAAAGAUAACAGGAUGGCUAUAUACAGCAAUAUUAAACAUGAGUUUGUGUGGCUGAUUUAUUCUGCUGAACUUUGGUGGUACCUCUGAAAAAUGCAGUACACAUUUGCAGUGUGCACUGCUCCUCUGCUUCUUCAGGAAUUUGAAAGUUACCUCAAAAUAGGUUUAAUUAUGAAAUGCUGGAUCAGAGGGUUGUUAUAACUGGAAAAGGCGCUUUUUUUUUUUAAACCUCUAUUAAGACUUAGUUGAAACCAUAACUAAACCAUGUAGUACACCAAAUUUACUCAGUUCAAAGAAAUGAGAUACAGUUUGGUGAAAUAUGAUUCAAUGUUUCCCAAAAUGUGAAUAAAACAUGAAAAGGCUUCCUUUUUCCCCCACCCCUCACCUUGGGUUUUGGGGUUGGUUCUUUUUGGUAAGGGAAGAGAGGGUUAUCUCCUAACUGGAUGCAAGCCCUGGAGAGGUUUAUUUAAAGAGGGGAGGGUCAUCAUCUUCAUAAUUUAUAUGUUCUGUCAUUUAAAAAAUAAUUGCUGGAAGGAAAAUUUACAUCAACCCAGUAACCAUGUGAGUCCAAGAAUCUAGACUUGCAAAAGCACAAAAACCUGAAGGAGUCAGUAAAGCAAAGACUACUGCAAGGUGGGUUCUCAUGACUACUAAGGCAGGGAAGAACAAGCAGGUAGGAGAAAAUCAAAGCCAUUUGAUAAAAUGCCCAGAAAACAAAAAAUACAAGUGAAAAGACCAGAACUGGUAUCUCUUCUACUCUCAGUUUCAACGUUGAAUAUGACCAAGUAUCAGAGAUCCAUAGGGUCUGGACAAGCACAGGACAGAUAAUCAAUUCAGAAUUCAGAAUUCAGACAGAGGCUUUAUAUUGAAGAACCUAUCCCUGCAUGGUUUCUGUCUCUGUUGGAUGGUGGCAGCAGGGGACAGAAAUCAAAAGAGCGACUUCAACUAAUCUUAUCAGCAGAAUUGCUGCACAGGUUCUCUCCUUGAAUAGGAUUUGUCACAUCUCAGUCAAGGGGAAGGGAAUAAAAAUCAUUAGUC
Myiozetetes cayanensis is the source of this 4058-nucleotide messenger RNA. It is a transcript of the gene QPCT, whose product is annotated as glutaminyl-peptide cyclotransferase. Gene Ontology annotation, molecular function: glutaminyl-peptide cyclotransferase activity; zinc ion binding. The coding region runs from base 199 to 1281 and encodes 360 amino acids. The transcript is spliced from 7 exons. The record is from RefSeq and is a predicted model, not a curated record. NCBI's taxonomy places the organism in Eukaryota, Metazoa, Chordata, Aves, Passeriformes, Tyrannidae.